AUGACAUUCCUCAAAGCUGUCGUUGCCUUCCUGCUCCAGAUCACUACCCUAGUCCAUGCUGCAGAUACGGCUGCAUGGAAAUCACGCAGCAUCUACUUUGUGCUUACAGACCGUGUAGCCCGCAGCAGUGGCGACACUGGAGGCGGCUCAUGCAGCGACCUUGGGAAGUACUGUGGCGGCACGUUCAAGGGUCUAGAGUCGAAGCUCGACUACAUUCAAAACCUAGGCUUUGAUGCCAUUUGGAUCACACCCGUGGUCGCGAAUAGCGCAGAUGGCUAUCAUGGGUACUGGGCACAAGACCUGUACGCGGUGAACUCCAACUACGGCACUGCAGACGACCUGAAGAGCCUUGUCAGCACGGCCCAUUCGAAGGGCAUCUAUAUCAUGGUUGAUGUGGUAGCGAAUCACAUGGGUUUCGCGAACAUCGCCGACAACCGCCCAGCACCACUGAAUCAGGCUUCAGCUUACCAUACCGCCUGCGACAUUGACUACUCAAACCAGACCAGUAUCGAGAACUGCCGUAUUGCCAAUUUACCGGAUAUCAACACUCAGAACUCUGAGAUUCGAAUACUCUUGAAUACCUGGGUUAGCUGGCUUGUGAAAGAGUACAGCUUUGACGGCGUCCGCAUCGACACCGUCAAGCAUGUCGAGAAAGAAUUCUGGCCUGGCUUUUCCUCCGCCAUAGGCACUUUCUCGAUCGGAGAGGUAUUCAACGGCGACCCAUCCUACCUCGCCGGGUAUGCAAAGUUAAUGCCUGGACUACUUAACUAUGCUGUCUACUAUCCAAUGAACAAUUUCUACCAGCAGAAGGGCUCAUCACAGGCGCUUGUCGACAUGAUCAAUACCGUCAGCUCUUCUUUCCCCGAUCCCGCAGCGCUCCCAAAUUUCGCAGACAAUCACGAUCUCCCGCGGUUUUUGAAUCAGAAGAAUGACCAAACCUUGUUGAAGAACGCACUGGCAUUUGUGGUCCUGUCCCGGGGCAUUCCAAUCCUGUACUACGGGACCGAGCAAGGGUACGCAGGUGGUGCUGACCCUGCCAAUCGCGAAGACUUGUGGCGCAGCAGCUUCAACACCAACACAGAUUUGUACCAAUCUAUCGCAAAGCUGACUGCUGCACGCAAGGCUGCUGGCGGUCUUGCCGGUAAUGACCACACACACUUGUACGUCGCGGAUAACGCCUACGCCUGGAGCCGUGCGGGAGGAAACCUCAUUGUCCUUACCACCAACGCUGGCAGUAGCUCCAAUGCCCAGCACUGCUUCAAUACCCAAAAGGCGAAUGGUCGUUGGACCAACGUCUACGGUGACGGUGCCACUGUCACCUCUGAUGGGAAUGGCCAAGCUUGUGUCAACGUAGCCAACGGUGAGCCUAUUGUUCUGCUGGCCUCUACAGCUUCAAUGACCACCGCUUCACCUACCACCCCGCGGGCCUCAUCCACUUUGAUCCGUAGCACGACCGGCACUGCUUGUCCGACCGCAGUAUCUGUAUCGUUCACGGAGCGCGUUGUGACUGUGCUGGGCGACACAAUCAAGAUCGCUGGCAAUACUACGCAACUCGCUAACUGGAAUGUGGCAAGCGCUCCUGCGCUCACAGCUUCGCAGUAUACUUCUAGCAACCCAGUAUGGAAUAUUACCCUGAUUAUGACCCCGGGACAGGUGGUGGCGUACAAAUUUGUGAAGAUGUCGAGCUCUGGCGCUUUGGCUUGGGAGAGCGACCCGAACAGAUCGUACACUGUGCCGGCUUGUCAGGCCAGUGCGAGUGUGAGCAAUCAAUGGCAAUGA
Didymella exigua CBS 183.55 is the source of this 1779-nucleotide messenger RNA. RefSeq names its product carbohydrate-binding module family 20 protein. Gene Ontology annotation, molecular function: starch binding. The coding region runs from base 1 to 1779 and encodes 592 amino acids. The transcript is spliced from 4 exons. Lineage: Eukaryota; Fungi; Ascomycota; Dothideomycetes; Pleosporales; Didymellaceae. The record is from RefSeq and is a predicted model, not a curated record. Gene Ontology annotation, biological process: carbohydrate metabolic process.